Messenger RNA from Manduca sexta (tobacco hornworm), 1270 nucleotides. Its product is annotated as xin actin-binding repeat-containing protein 2-like. The record is from RefSeq and is a predicted model, not a curated record. The transcript has 5 exons. The coding region runs from base 80 to 1072 and encodes 330 amino acids. Lineage: Eukaryota; Metazoa; Arthropoda; Insecta; Lepidoptera; Sphingidae.
AUUGUCAAGGGUGACCACGCAAAGAUAAAAAUGGAAAGUCAUUUGACAAAGGUAAUAAACUGAAAUUCGUUGUUAAAAUAUGUCACACACGAGGAACACACAAAAAUUGAAUGACAGAGCAGACUCGCAAAUCAACAGAAAUGAAGACGAAGGAGAAAUAAAUUGUAAUGCAACUGAAAGCUGUACUUACGCUGUGACAGUAUCGAAAAAGCCUUCUGCUUCGGGCGAAGAAGGGGCUCUUUGUUCAAACCAAAAGUCGUUUAUCAGCAUACACUCAACCGACCAGUUAUGCCAACUGGCCGAAAUAGACAACCCGUACAAUCUUGAAGAGUGUAAUGUAGAAGUUCUAAGUCUCAACGAAGUGUUUCCGUCGACUUCCGAAGAAAGCCUUUCGAAUGACGAUGAAACUCCAGUGCAAAGAAAGAAAAGUUUUAAAAAUAAGACAGUAACGCAAAAAGCCCAAUUGGAGAAUACUGCGAAAUCGUCGUAUGUGCCAACAAACAGCAAGUCAUCUACUGGAUCGAGACAGAAAGAACAAGUUGAGGGAACAUCUGUUUAUUCAGAUUUUGACAUACCAAAGAGUACCCUGUACGUUGUGGGCAGCAAUCCAGGAGAGCCGAAGAUGUCAUACCCUGAUCCACCGAAGAAAAUUUCGAAAACGAUGAAAAAAUUCUUGCGUAAUAUAGACAAACAUAAGUGUGAACAAAAUGCUAAAAAUAAUGAGAAAGCUAUAAGCAAAUUGACGACAAUGCGGGGGAUCCUAAAAGAUGGCAGAUGCGGUCCUGAAUGUACUGGGGAUUCUGUCCAAGGAAGUGAGGAAUAUGACACACCUGAAGAUUUAACCCUUCCAUUUCAAAUGGAUUAUGAUCCUCGAAAUCAUUACGUCAAGCAAAGUCCAGACAAAAAUGUAACAUUUAACACUCAAGUGGUGAUAAUCCAUUUUACUGGCGACCUCUGUGUCGGCCAAAGUGUUGAAACGCUCAGCAAAGAGAAAGACCAACAGGCGCGAAAUUCUGAACUGAGGAAAACUUUUCUAACCAAGUAUAAUGAAUUUUGGCCGACGCAAAAAUAGUUGUAGGUAUAGAGAAGAGUGACUAAAAUGUCUAUGGUGUUAGCAUGAAACGUUAUUUAUUCAAAAUAAUUUUAUAUUUAAUCUAUUGUGCUAUAUGUUGCAAUUACGAGCUUGCGUUUUGUCUAGCGUUUAUUUAUUAAAAUCCGUCCGAUUUCAUAAUGUUACUUUGAUAAAUUGAAAUAAAUAUGCUGCGACUAA